Penicillium argentinense is the source of this 1392-nucleotide messenger RNA. Its product is annotated as NAD(P)/FAD-dependent oxidoreductase. The transcript has 4 exons. The record is from RefSeq and is a predicted model, not a curated record. Gene Ontology annotation, cellular component: cytoplasm. NCBI's taxonomy places the organism in Eukaryota, Fungi, Ascomycota, Eurotiomycetes, Eurotiales, Aspergillaceae. Bases 1 to 1392 code for a protein of 463 amino acids. Gene Ontology annotation, molecular function: oxidoreductase activity.
AUGACCUCGAAACACCUUCCUGUCCCGAAUGGGAUGCUCCCAUUUUGGCGGACGGAGCCCCACGUUUUGGAUAACCACCGCUCCAGCGAGGUUCUCCCUGAGAAGAGUGAUAUUGUGAUUGUUGGCGCAGGAUAUGCCGGGGCCUCGAUCGCGUAUCAAAUUCUGAAACAGGUCAAGCCUGGGUCGGCGCCGCCUUCGAUUACGAUCUUAGAGGCGAGGCAGGCUUGUUCUGGGGCGACGGCGAGAAAUGGCGGGCACAUGAAGCCUGAUAUCUAUAAUUUUGUAUCGACCCUCGCUGCGGAAUACGGCGUCGAUGCGGCGGCUGAGGUCGCGGCCUUCGAAGCAAAGCAUGUCUAUGCGAUUAAAGACUUUGUGGAAAGAGAACAAAUAGAUUGCGACUAUGCGGUUACGCAGGCUAUUGAUGUGAAUUUCAGCUCGGAUCACUAUAAGAAGCUCAAGAAAGGAUUUGAGCAGCUAGUCGCGAGUGGAUGCGUUCCGACCAAAGAGGGCCGAUACAUCGAUGCGGAGAAUGCACAGGAAUUCUCUGGUGUCAAGGGUGCCGUCGGCUGUUUCACGUAUGACUCGGGACAUAUCUGGGCCUACAAGUUUGUCCUGCAUCUCCUCGAGAAGGUCGUCGCGCAAGGCGUGAAUCUGCAGACACAUACCCCGGUGACAAAAUUGACCAAAUCAACUACUUCCGACGGUGCUGAACGCUGGAAUGUCGAAACAGAACGCGGUUCCGUCGCGGCCGGGGUCGUGGUGAUGGCGACGAACGCCUACACGUCCGCGCUCGCACCGCAAUAUCAGGGCAAAAUUGUUCCAGUAAGGGGCACCUGCAGUCGCAUCGCUGUUCCCCCAGGGUCUGCCGCACCGCGAUUGACCAAGACAUACACCUUGCGCUGGAACGGGUGGGACUACGACUAUCUCAUCCCGCGCGACGACGGCAGCAUUGUGGUCGGGGGUGCACGGACGGCCUUUAUCCACGAUCUGGACAGCUGGUAUAACGUAAGUGACGACAGUCGGGUGCUCGAGUCCGCCGCCCGCUAUUUUGAUGGAUACAUGCAGCGGCACUUUGUGGGGUGGGAGAAUAGCCAUGCGUAUACCGACCGCGUGUGGACGGGGAUUAUGGGAUAUUCCUCAGACGGGCUCCCGCAUAUCGGUGCGGUGCCGGGCCAGAAGGGGCAAUAUAUGCUGGCGGGAUUUACGGGGCAUGGGAUGCCGCAGAUCUUCCUGGCUGCGGAAGGGCUAGCGAAGAUGAUCGUGGGCGGGGCCGGUUUUGCGCAGACGGGGCUGCCCCGGUUGUUCCAAACAAGUCAGGCGCGAUUGAGUCGUCCGGAUAGCAGUAUCCUCGAUCACACGCCAUCGGGUCGUCGAUCAGAGGCCAAGCUCUAG